AAAUUUCAGGAAAAUACUUAUUUCUUAAUGUGGGUUUCUGUUCUUUUUUAAUUUUGGAGUGCUGGGAGCAAGAUAAUUGUUUGUUACUGUGAGGUUCUUAGGCUAUGGGUUUGUGGUAUAUACGAUCCGCAUAGACAUUACUUUGCGCGAUUGAAAAUAAAGCCUUUUGUUUUUUUUUUUUAUGUAGGUCGUUAAUCGGAUUCGGCUAUAUUUGUAUGAGAAUUAUUGUUCUUGUUUAGGGCAUACAUACACCUUUUAGGAGCAUGGCAUACAUGGCUGCUUUGAAGGAUGGAAAGCUUUUUUCAUUGAAUAGAACACCUAGGACCAGUAUUGGCUUUGGGCAGUUCGUGGUUUUGGAUGUGUGCCGAGGAAAUAGCCUGUCCUACUUCUAACUGUCAAGAUAGGGGACUUGGUAAAAAUGUUUGUUGCAUCAAAUGGCUUCUCCUUUCACUAGAAGUAAGGGAUGGAGGCGCAUGAUUUUACAUCAGUGAUGUAAACAAAACACAUCAUAUAAGCUCACAUAUUGUGGAAAUAUGCUCUGGAACUUUAUCAACCAUGUCUUCCUCUCUCUAUGGUUAUUUUUCAUACAAUUGAAGUGUCAACCCAGUUCACAUUCUGAGACUCAUUUUGUGUUCUGUUUGGGGUUCUACUCAAAGGAAGAAGUGGUGAAUGCAACAGAUGGGUCAAAACAGUUCCACGGGUUGCAUGCAGUCAUCUCAAGAAAGGCGAAACUUUAGUUCCUUUAUGACUAAACUAAUAUAGAAUAAGCACCAUAAAGAUCAAAGGAAUCGAAAUUGACCGAUAGCCAAUGCUAACAAGCAAGGCCAGACAACUUUUGGGAGAUUGCUCAGGAGUCCAAACAUGAGUCUGCAGUGUCUUGUGUGUCACUGUGUAGAAAGUCCUUCGCACUCUUUUAGGAGUUUUUCAACUUCUGACAAUGAUGGAAGAUGUUCUGCUAUUGCCAAUUGCUUAACCCGGAAAUUAUCGCUAACCCCAACUGCGGCAACCUCUUGUUACACAUCAUCAUCCAAAGUGACCCCACAACCAACAAUUCCAGGCAACAAUGUGGGUGCCCCUCGACUUGUCCGAAGCCGGGCUGUGAGAAGGGAUCUUGUGAGAGACUGGAACUUUGAUGAGGUGGUGCUGGAGCGUUGAUUUUGUGAGUCUGGGACUCUAGGAUAGGAAGAGUACAACGCUCUUCUCGUGGGAUAGGUUUAGAGCAAUGCCUUGCUCUGUGUACUAGUUGUAUUUUGCCACGGGUGCAAUUGAACUCGCUUUUUCUUUGGAAGAGUUUGAGCAUUUGUAACCAUUUUGAAAAAUUGAAUUUGUUCUUAAUACUUUGUCCAUAUUUCUAAUCUCUUGGUAUUCUUUUGAUGAUUGAUGUCACUUGGCGAA
This is a messenger RNA of Juglans regia (Persian walnut), 1395 nucleotides long. RefSeq lists its product as uncharacterized. The record is from RefSeq and is a predicted model, not a curated record. The transcript is spliced from 2 exons. Lineage: Eukaryota; Viridiplantae; Streptophyta; Magnoliopsida; Fagales; Juglandaceae. Bases 862 to 1155 code for a protein of 97 amino acids.